UUUAUAUAUUUUAAUUCAUAAACAACAUUAAUCUGUACAUCCAGAUAUUCCGUUGCGAACUAUCGGAUUUAUUGGGGUUCAUCACUAGUGAUGAUCAACGGACAGCUGUUCCAUGUGUCCUUUAAUGGUUAUAACUUUUGGUAUUUUUGUUAGUAUUCUGCAAGUGCAAAUUAAUAGUUUAGGCGUACACAGGACGAAAAAUAAGAGAAAAUAAGUCAUAGAAUAGAAUAGACCAAAUAAAAGAUAAUACUUGUACCAGUUUUUUUUUUCGCUAUACCUAAAACGACUAUUGGUACUUAUUCAAAUCUUAAAUCGACAGAUACAAAUGUUACAAUACCAUCUAUUAUUUUCAUUAACAAUAUACGCGCUUUUAUAACGAUGAUCAUUUUUAUGCAGUGACUUUAUGGAAACAGUAUUUUUGUUAGUAUUUAUUAAACGAAUAUUGGGCAUUUAGACGCAUAUAGGCUGCAGUCACGCUACAUACAAACAAGUCAAAAUUUUUUGUGCAGCACCAGACAGCAAAAGAGACGAUUUGUUGUCAUUGUUGUUGCAAAAGACGUGGCGAGGACGCAAUUAAUAUCGCUGCACGAAUCCGACAACGGACUGAAAUACAUCCGCCAAGAUGGGUGUACCCAAGUUUUUUCGUUAUAUCAGCGAACGAUAUCCCUGCCUCAGUGAAUUGGCGCGUGAGCAUAGUAUUCCUGAGUUCGACAAUCUCUACCUGGACAUGAACGGGAUUGUCCACAACUGCUCGCACCCGGAUGAUAGUAAUAUCCACUUCCAUUUGGAGGAGACGCAGAUCUUUCAGGACAUUUACAACUACAUCGACAAGCUCUUCUACUUGAUCAAGCCGCAAAAGUUGUUUUUCCUGGCCGUAGAUGGUGUCGCACCACGUGCCAAAAUGAAUCAGCAGCGCAGCCGGCGCUUUCGCUCGGCCCGCGAGGCGGAGCAACUGGAGGCGAAGGCACGGCAGCGUGGCGAGAAGCGUGAGCAUGAACGAUUCGAUAGCAACUGCAUUACGCCGGGCACAGAGUUCAUGGUGCGAUUGCAGGCCGGCCUGCGCUGCUUUCUGCGAACGAAAAUCUCGCAGGAUCCCCUCUGGCAAAAAUGUCGGGUCAUACUCAGUGGCCAGGAGACACCCGGCGAGGGGGAGCACAAGAUAAUGGACUACAUACGCUACAUGAAGGCUCAGCCCACCUUCGACCCCAACACGCGUCACUGCCUCUAUGGCCUGGAUGCUGAUUUGAUUAUCCUUGGACUCUGUACCCACGAGCUGCAUUUCGUUGUGCUGCGCGAGGAGGUGAAGUUUGGCCGAAACGUGAAGCGCACCUCCGUGGAGGAGACGCGCUUCUUCUUGCUCCAUCUGGGCCUGUUGCGCGAGUAUCUAGAACUGGAGUUCCACGAGCUUUCGACCCCGGAGCAGAAGCUCGAUGUCGCUCAACUGAUCGAUGACUGGGUCCUGAUGGGCUUCAUGGUGGGCAAUGAUUUCAUACCGCACUUGCCCUGCCUGCAUAUCUCGUCGAACGCCCUGCCCUUGCUCUACAAGACGUACAUUCGCAUCUACAAGCAACUGGGCGGAAAUAUCAAUGAGCAUGGGAAACUGAAUUUGGAUCGAUUGCAGCAGUUUCUGCACGCUCUGAGCGAGGUAGAGCUUCAGCUAUUCGAGGAGCACAGCGACGAUCUGAAAUACAUGAAUGCCAAGACGGAGGCGUUCGACGUGGACAUUGACGACAUCAAGAAUGACAGCGGUGAGAGCUACAAUGAGGAUCUUGCUGCGCUCAUCGAUGAGAGUAUGAAGCUCUACGAGGACGACGACGACGAUGUGGAUCCCGACGACGAGCAGGCAGUGCUGCGCAGCGAGUUCCAGAACUACAAGCGCAACUAUUACCGAAAUAAAUUCAAGAACGAGAUGCAUGAGGACCUGAUUUCCGAGCUGAGCUAUCAUUAUAUCAGCGCCAUUCAAUGGGUACUCGAUUAUUACUACCGGGGUGUUCAGAGUUGGGACUGGUAUUAUCCCUUCCACUAUGCUCCGUUCAUCAGUGAUUUGAACAACAUUAAGAAUACCAAAGUGAACUUCAAGAUGGGCAAACCCUUUUUGCCCUUCCAACAGCUGCUUGCCGUGCUGCCAGCGGCCAGCGUCAAUCUCCUGCCGAUGGCAUAUCAUGACCUGAUGCUGAAGCCGAAUAGUCCGCUGGCUGAGUUUUACCCCACGGAAUUCGAAAGUGAUCUGAAUGGCAAGAAGCACGACUGGGAGGCCGUGGUGCUGAUACCCUUCAUCGAGGAGAAGCGCCUGUUGAGUGCCAUGGCCGACUGUGAGCCGCAGCUGAGUGUCGAGGAGCGCGAAAGGAAUCGCCAUGGGCCGAUGUACCAGUACGAUUACAACGCAAAGUCCCAGGGUCCAAUGAAGGGCCUGGCGCCACUCAAACCCCUGCAGAACGUGUUCUGCACGGAGCUGGCCCGUUGGUCCGAUGAAAUCGCCCUCAAUUCGCCAAGGACUGUGUGCGUGGAGCUGGCCAAUGCGGCCCGCCACGUCUUCUUUCCAGGCUUUCCCACGAUGAAGCAUUUGGAAUUCGAUUUUGAGUUGCGCCACGAUCGUGUCAAGGUCUUCGAGCAGCCGAGCCGCAAUCAAAGCAUGGUCUUGAUGCCGCGCCAGCGCGAAGCCCAGGAUUCCCUCCAGUCGGUGGCGGCCCAGCACCUGGGGCAGGUGGUGUACAUUGGCUGGCCGCACUUGAUCAAGGCCAAGGUGGAGAGCGUCGCGACGCGCGACCAAGUGGUGGAUCGCGAUGGCAUACGCGCGAAUGAGCCGCGACGCUUCGACUCGGACUGCAAGUCGCUCGAGGAACAUUUCACCGGCCGCAUGGCCAUCAAGUUCCCCAACUACGAUGUGCUCAUCUAUAUACGCACCUACAUCGGCAGCUCGGUGGAGUUCGGCAAACGCGGCAACGUCUUCAUGAAGGACUCGUGGAGCAGUGCCAUAACGGCGUACCCGGCACAAGGCGUGGUCUCCGACAUCAAGGUGCGCGACAACUUGCACGCGCAGUUCAACAAAAUCGAACAGCUCUUCCCGACGGGCAGCACGGUCUUCUUCAUUGGCAAGCCGUAUGCGGGCAGCGAGGGCACCGUGCUGGAUCCGAUGCUCGUCUACAGCUGUGGCCGUGUGCAGGUUAACAUCCGCGUGGGCCCCGAGCCACAGCUGAUGCCCGCACGCCUGCUGCAGGAGGAGCGCGACCGCGACUUCAUGAACUCGUACAAGGUGUGCCGUGAGUUGAAUGUGAACAGCAAAUGCCUGGGCCGUCUCACGGGCACCGUCUGGGUGGUGCUCGGCCCGCGCCGUGAGAAAAUGGAGAACGUCUCCAAGCACAACAUUGGACUGCAGCUGAAGUAUCCCCGUUUGAACGAGGAGCGCGCCGGUUACUGCCGCCGCAUCAACAACCAGUGGUUCUAUUCCUCGCUGGCCGUCGAUCUCAUGCAUACCUAUAUUGAGAACUUUCCGGCCAUUGUCGACUACUUCUCGAGAAGCGGCGAUCGCGGCGAGUUCAUCUACGAGGAGGACAUCUAUCCUCACGCGAUGGGCCAGCAUCUCAUCGAGGACGUGGCCAACUGGGUGCGCCAGCAGCCGCACAUGAAGGUGGAUCGCAUCACUUGCGGCUCGCGCACCGUUUGCAAGGAGACCGUCGAGCUGCUGAUAAAGGCUGUUGAUGAGCUGCGCAUGCUGCCCGUCAAGAAUGUCAAGCUGCAGGUGAAGCCGCACCUGCUGGUCAAGCCGAACGUGACGCUGCCCGACGUCUACCGCACGUCGGGCGCAGUGCGCCUCUUCGACCGUGUCGUGGUCGUGCGCACCAUCUACAUGGUGCCCGUGGGCAUCACCGCCACCGUCAUCGGCAUACACCCGGUCUCUGACCCGAAUCCAGUGCGUCUGGAGUGCCUGAACGCAGUGGAGACGUUCUGCGAACUGCUCUUCGAUCGGCCGGUGUCCAACUGCGGCGACAUACACGGCAUAGCUGACGAGCGCAUCUACAAGGUGCCGGAGAGCGCCUUGGUCAUCAUCAGCUCGCUCGAAAACGACGAGAAGCAGCAGCCGAAGCAGCAGGCAAACAUGGCAGUCUCGUCGCCCCUCAAGACCCGAACGGAUGCCUUGCGCCGCAACUGGCGCGACCAGCAGCAGCAGCCGCGCUUUGUGACGGCUGCGGGCAGCAAGUACAAUCCGAUCACGAUGAACACGCGCAUCGCCGACGAAUUCUAUUGGCCCAGCGAUGCGCCAGCCACGAGCUCCGCGUCCGGCUCCACGUCUGGCUCCACUGCUGCCUCGACUUCGGCUCAAGCAGCAGCCACAGCAGCCACAGCAGCCGCAGCAUCUGCAUCAGCUGCUGCUCUAAAUCAAGAGGCAGCUUCCGGCCAGAAGGAUCUGAUGCCCUUGCCGGACUGGCGCAGCUUAAGCAAGCCAAAGUUGCCGCUGCUUGCCAAUCAGCUCGAGCAGCAGCAGCAGCAGCAGCAGCAACAACAGCAACAAGGGCUGCUGCAGCAGCAGCAGCAGUCGCGCAGCCAAGGCGGCUCGGCCUCGCCCACUGAUCAAACUCAGGCGCUGAAGCUGCUGUUGGGCCUGAAGCCAUCGUCGCAGCAAAAGCAGGAGCUACAACAACUGCAGCAGCAGCAGCAGCAUCAACAGCAGCAGCAGCAGCAGCAUCAACAGCAGCAGCAGCAGCAGCAUCAACAGCAGCAGCAGCAGCAGCAUCAACAGCAGCAGCAGCAGCAGCAUCAACAGCAGCAGCAGCAGCAGCAACAACAACAACAACAACAACAGCAGCAGCAACAACAACAACAGCAGCAGCAGCAACAACAACAGCAG
Drosophila mojavensis is the source of this 4846-nucleotide messenger RNA. RefSeq names its product 5'-3' exoribonuclease 1 (gene pcm). Gene Ontology annotation, biological process: rRNA catabolic process; nuclear-transcribed mRNA catabolic process. Lineage: Eukaryota; Metazoa; Arthropoda; Insecta; Diptera; Drosophilidae. The transcript has 9 exons. Gene Ontology annotation, molecular function: RNA binding; 5'-3' RNA exonuclease activity. Gene Ontology annotation, cellular component: nucleus. The annotation marks the transcript as partial. The record is from RefSeq and is a predicted model, not a curated record.